AGCAGACAGAAUUAAUCAUAUUUUUUGUAUGGAAGUGAAGUUCGAAGCGUGGUUUUCUAGUUUGGUGUAUAAUCUGUAGGAUAUAAGUAAUGGCCAGCAAAAGUGCUCAGAUAGAAAAUGGUGGAGAGGAUUCGUUAUUAACUAGUGCCGUGACGCCCGUUAGUUAUUGUGCUUUCCAGGUGGGUAGAUUGCAACUUCACUGGAAGGGCGAGCAUAGGCUGGAACAAACGAGUGAGGAAAGUGCCCAGAACAACCUUAACUCUUUGAAGUAUUACCUGGUCAAAACUGUAGAAACAGACGAAGACUUUAAAGAAAAAGCUUUCUUUAGUUGUGUUCCAACAACUUGGGUUUCCGUGUGCAUGAAGUUCAUGUUAUACCCCCCCGUUGGGACACAUUCUGCAAACGGAAGACAUCAAGAACCGAAUCAAUGGAGAAGUAAUGUUUUUAAAAGGUUUCGUUAUCCAACGAAAGAUUGGUUUGAGUACGACAUUGUGCAAAUUUUCAAUUUAGUAAAACCAGGGAGUCAUGAUCGGAUCUUUAAGGCUGCAACCGCAGCAUCUAAAGGCAUGAAGAAUUUUGAAGAUCUGCUCAAGUCUGAUAAUGAUGAGUCAUUAGGCCGGGGGAACCGAGUAAAAAGAAAAAAAGUUUUAGAAGACGCCGAAAUGGAGCAGCCCAAGAAGAGAAAAGUGAAAAAAUCAACUGAGGAAAAGGAACUGAUGGCCGUUCCAGCAACUACUCUGGCCAAGGCCGACAACGAUAAAGAUUUACAAUCAAGUUCCUCUGAAUUGGAUAACUACAACGUCAUUGCCAAUGUAGUGUUGCCUCACCUUGCAGAUAACUGGAACAGUCAUGAUGAUUACAACAGUAAUCAAGGGGACUUAUCAGCACCAAUCGAACAAACUUGGCUUGAACAACCGGAUGAAACGAUGGAACAAGUUGGAACACCAAUCCCCGAUAAAACAAUAAUGGACUUAGACACUCUGGAACUGUGUCCUUCUACAUCUUCAUCUAAUAGUGGAGGUUCUCCCAGCGAGCCAUCUUGGAUGCUCCAGCAUGUUCUUCAUCAAGCCCUUGAACGCUUAACCUGUGUUGAAAAUGGAAUUAGUGCCAUUGAAGCCAAAAUGUCGACAAACUUUCUAUUAAUCGUGGAGAAGUUGGAGGCAUUAGACCAAAAAAUUGAAAAAAUGCGUAAAGUUGCAAUCCACAAAAUGGCAGAGACUGAUUUUGAUCAUCAUACAUCUGUGGUAGAAACGUACUUAAAAGAAUUACCAGUAACGACGACGAAGGCUGUGGAAGCCAUUGAUGUACUUUUGCAAGACAACACUUUGGCAGUAAGCCUUGUUUUUGUUUUUGUCGAAAAACUUAAAACAGUUAAAACGGUUAACAAGUUUUUCUAUCAGAUGUUGGGCUUCCUGGUAGCAAAAGAUGUCAGCAAUAGCUUGCAGUGGAAAAUGAGCCCAAGGGGCAGAGAUAACAGGCCUGGAAUGGCUGGCCUUUUCAAUUUGUUGGCUGUUUUCGGAGUGGCCGCAAGGAUUUUUGCUCAGAAGAAAGGAGAAAAAUUAAAUGAGGGCCGAAUCCAGCAGCUUGUACGCGAUGCUAGGAAAACGCACGCUCGCGAAUAUCGUGCCACCUCUCGCGAUAACAAACAAUAUGAGGUUGUAAUUGACGCUCCAACAGGACCGAACAUUGAAGAUAACGAUGGGAUUACACUAAAACAACACAUUGAUCGACUGCAAAUACUAGUGAACAAUUUCACCCUUUAAUGUGUUAUACUAUUGACAUGUAAUAUGUGGCUUGGUUUUCGGAUUUCCGGUUUUCGCACCUCGAGAAGUCAUUUUUUGUUUGUUUUCCAUUUAUAUUGUGGAGACCCAAUGGACUGUAUCAGUCCAUCACUCCCUGGCGAUAGCGUUAUUUAUUAUUGUGUUUGACUACAUUCCAAUUAUUAUUUCAAUUUUACGGUGUGAUUCAAAAUAAACUAGCCAGUAUUCAA
Messenger RNA from Daphnia pulicaria, 1990 nucleotides. RefSeq lists its product as uncharacterized. The transcript has 8 exons. The coding region runs from base 90 to 1763 and encodes 557 amino acids. The record is from RefSeq and is a predicted model, not a curated record. NCBI's taxonomy places the organism in Eukaryota, Metazoa, Arthropoda, Branchiopoda, Diplostraca, Daphniidae.